AUGAUAAAUUAAGUAAAUUUAAACAGCUGUUAAAUUAUGUUCAUCAAAUAUUCAAAAGUAUUGCCAAAUGAAUAAGGCAAAUAUUAUAGUUAAUUGUAAGCCAAAUUAGAUGCUUUAGUAUUAUUGAUAGGAUCUGAAAAGGAUUAUCAUUAGAAUGCCAUAUAAAUUGAAAAUGUUAUGGAGGAAACUAUUAAAAGUUCAAAUAAAUAAAAUAAAUUUGACAAUCUAAAAAGUUAUUAGAAAAUGCCCGAAUAUGAUGAUGUGAAGAAAUUGAGUUUAAAAUAUCUAGAUUUAAUGUAUAUAAAGCUUGAUUCAACUGUGAAACUUAACUUUUAAUAUUCAAUUCUAAUUUAAUAACUUAGAUUUGUUUGUAAAUAUUAUUUUGGAUAUGUAUUUAGAUGUUGUUCAAAACUGAAUCAAUCAAAUAGAUUUUACAAUUAUGUAAUUAAAUUAUUCUAAAUUCUAUGCAGUGAUAUAUUUUCAUAUAUAUUAUAAUUUUAUAUCAUUUUCAAAGAUUAAUCCCAAAACUAAUGA
Molecule: messenger RNA, 534 nt
Organism: Paramecium octaurelia
Lineage: Eukaryota; Ciliophora; Oligohymenophorea; Peniculida; Parameciidae
Source: the annotation of a GenBank genome assembly